Messenger RNA from Myotis davidii, 244 nucleotides. It is a transcript of the gene SPINK1, whose product is annotated as serine peptidase inhibitor, Kazal type 1. Gene Ontology annotation, molecular function: serine-type endopeptidase inhibitor activity; protein binding. Bases 47 to 244 code for a protein of 65 amino acids. The transcript is spliced from 3 exons. The record is from RefSeq and is a predicted model, not a curated record. Lineage: Eukaryota; Metazoa; Chordata; Mammalia; Chiroptera; Vespertilionidae.
AGUUCAUUGCAGUUUUCAGCUGAGCUCUGGACACAAAACUCCAGCCAUGAAGGUAACAGCCAUCUUUCUUCUCAGUGCCUUGGCCCUGUUGAGUUUGUCUGGUAACGCUAAAGCUGAUGUCCCAGGAACAAAGGCUGUAUGUAACAGUAAUGUGAAUGGAUGCCCCAAGAACUAUGACCCCAUCUGUGGGACUGAUGGGCAUACUUAUUCUAAUGAAUGCAUGCUAUGUAUGGAAAAUAAGUGA